Cydia pomonella (codling moth) is the source of this 973-nucleotide messenger RNA. RefSeq lists its product as uncharacterized. Lineage: Eukaryota; Metazoa; Arthropoda; Insecta; Lepidoptera; Tortricidae. The record is from RefSeq and is a predicted model, not a curated record. The transcript has 2 exons. The coding region runs from base 101 to 892 and encodes 263 amino acids. Gene Ontology annotation, molecular function: nucleic acid binding.
UGAAAAUGGCAUUAAUGUGCUCCGAUCCCUGUCUGGGGUCUGGUGGGGCGCUCAUCCCUACUGCCAAAAACUUGUCUAUAAUGCCAUAAUUCGUAGCCAAAUGGAUUAUGGUUCAUUUGUCCUAGAACCUUGCAAUAAAGUAGCUCUCAAGAAGUUAGACGCUAUCCAAGCCAAAUGUCUUCGGAUCAUUCUUGGAGCCAUGAGAUCCUCACCAAAGAAUGCCAUGCAGGUUGAGUGUGUGGAAGCUCCCCUUUUUCUCCGUAGGCAACUCCUUGCAGACCGAUAUGUUUUGAGGGCUUGUUCGAUAUCCAAUCACCCCCUCAUUCCUCGCUUACAGGCUCUCUCAUCUGUGGUAUCUGUAAAUGCAUAUUGGACCCAUAAACAAACACCAAGAUUCAUUACCAGCUUCAGAAAAAUUGAAAACCUCCCAUCCUCACUUUAUAACACAGAGAAAAACCCAAUAUUUGAAUUUGAAUAUAAUUAUUUAACUUACUGCCCCAGUGUAAUUUUAGAUUUUAACAUCAACAAAAAUGAUCCAGGAGCUAAUAUUAAAUUAAACAAAGAAUUGGAAAAAUGGCAAGAUUUCUUACCAAUCUUCACUGAUGCUUCAAAAUUGAACCCCAAUAGCUGUGUAGGAGCAGCAGUUUGGAUCCCUAGAUACCACAUCCUCUUAUCAUACAAAUGUCCCUCACAGUCCUCCGUCUUCACUGGGGAAUCAAUUGCCUUAAUGGAAGCAGUGGCAUAUGUUGAGUCUCACAAAAUUCCCAAAGUUAUCAUCUUCUCUGAUGCCAAAAGCUGCCUCCAAGCCGUAUCAGGUACCUACCAUAAGUCCUUUUACCAAACCAAAAUUUAUCAUACACUGAACAUGCUUAUCGUGCGUGGUACGUCUUAAAACGUCGUCAUUGGCAAAAUCCCUCCUGCCAAAACACAAGAGGGGAAAGCCAGGGAAAAAAAAAAAAAAAAAAAAAAAAUU